ACUUUAAUGUAUAAUCAAGAUUGUCUUUUUUGUCUAAUUUGAAACUUACAUCUAAUAAUUGAAGGAUUCUCAUCAUCUCCAUUAUCACCAAGCAUUUUCAUCAUCAUCGUCAUUUGCUUGAUUAGUUAAUGUUGUUGACCUGAAUUUACAUUAACUUUAAUUUGAUUGAAAAUCUUUCACCAUCAUCACCAUUUUGUUGAUCAUUUAAUAUCUUAUUUUUUCAGUGAUUUACCAACAAACUGAUCAGAACAACAAAAACAACAAAACAACAAUUCACUUGAUAAUCAGCUUGAUUUUGUUUCUCUCUCUCUCUCUCUCUUCAUCUCUCUUUCCUUUCUAUCCUUCUACUCUCUCUCUCUCCUUUGUCAUCCAGAUCUCUUUCUCUCUCUCUCUCAAAAAUCAACAACAAACGAGCUCAAUAAUCAUAUUCAUUUUUUUACCUUCUUUGUUUGUAACAAUCUCUUUCUUUUCUUUAAUAUAUCCUUCAGUGUCUUUCUAUUUUCUCUUUCUAUUUUCUUCUCUCUCUCUCUCGUAUCUGUUUAUUUUCUUUGUUGUAUUAUUGUUCCUCUGUCUAUUUCCUCUUUCUCUCUGUCUUCAUCAAAAUUUCUUCUCUCUUUCCUCUCCAAAGAUAAAGGAACCUCAACACAACAACAACAACAUCAACAACCUCAAUUUGACACCACAACAGACAAUCACAUCAACGGAACUUUAAUAUUUUAGAAACAAUUUAAACCUCAACAUCAUCUUAAUCUUACAUGAUCAUCUUUUCCUUUAAUCGUCAUUACGGUUUUUAAUUCGUGUUGAUUGUUAAAUUGAUUCUCUCUCUCUCUCUCUUACAUUGGUGAUUUUCUUUUCUUUUCUUUUCAUAUCUCUUUUUUCAUUGUUUCUUUUGUAAUUUAUUUAUGUGAUAAAUCUCAAGAUGGGCAAUUGCCUUAAAUCAGCAGCAUCGAUUGAUGAUCUCGCUCUAUUACGGGAAGGUUCAGGCUCUGGGCGUUUGGAACAAACCAAUUCUUCUGAACAAUUAGGUCCACCACCAUCAUAUCAUGAAACGAUGCAAGUUCAUCAUCAAUUAACAUCCAACAACCAUCCAUCAUCAACCCUCCAUUCUCAUCAAUCACAUGCCCAUUCACAAUCAAUGUCUUUACCCGUUUUCUAUCCAUCGCCCAAUGUAAGUCGACCUGCAUCCCAAUUAUCCGAAGAAGAGCAAAUUAAAAUCGCCCAACGAAUUGGUUUAAUUCAACAUUUACCAAUAGGACUUUAUGAUGGAAGUAAAAAGAAUCGAGAGUGUGCAAUAUGUAUGUGCGAGUUUGUAAUCAAUGAUUCAAUACGAUUUCUACCCUGUAUGCAUAUUUAUCAUUCGAAGUGUAUUGAUGAUUGGCUAAUGAGAUCCUUCACAUGUCCUUCUUGUAUGGAACCCGUUGAUGCAGCUCUUUUGUCAACCUAUCAGACAGAAUGAUUGUAAUCUCGAUAAUCAAGGAUGGCCACUGACACUGACAUACACACACUCACACACUCACAAAACUACAAUCAGAAAAAAAGUAUUUGGUUAAAAGACAAUGGAAAAGUCUGUUGUUAUUAAAAGGAUCUCUUUCUCGUUGGGAUGUUAUGGUUUUUGCUUCCUGGUAAAAUCUUUCUCUCUCAAUCUUUUUCUCUCUCGCAUCUUUGUUGUCAUCAUCCUCCAUUUUCUCAUCUCCAUUUCUCCUGCUGAGACAAAGACCCAGGCAAUAAAACUUGUAGGAGUCGAUAAAGGAAUCAAAAAGAAGAGCUGAAAGAUUGAGGAAAUCGGCGACUUUUGUUUAUCUCUAUUACUUUUUAAAUAUGUUGACGACAUUGGUGGACAAUUAAAUAGCCUUGUGAAUGACAUGAGAGCAGAGCAACGGAAAAUGAUGGAAACCAGGAUUGGAAAUCGUUUAACCAAAGUGAAAGGUCAUCUGUAAGAUGUUUGUUUAUGGUCAACAUUCAAAUCCAAUUAACCAAUCAAACGUAUCAUCACAAAACAAAAAAUCAACAUCCAAUUCAAAUCAUUCAACAGCAACAACAAAAAGAAACUGUUGAAAGUCAUUUCUACUUCUGCUCUUGGUUUUCAAUUAUGAUGGAGAUUACAAAUCAUUGAUACAAUGAUAAACUGUCACCACACUAAUUAGAUAACCAGAUUGACUUUAUUUUACCAUGAAAGAGGAAACUGAAUGAUGGCAUUAACACCAAGUUUCGUGUCUUGUUUAACAUACAACAAAAA
This is a messenger RNA of Panonychus citri (citrus red mite), 2236 nucleotides long. RefSeq names its product RING finger protein 11-like (gene Rnf11). The record is from RefSeq and is a predicted model, not a curated record. NCBI's taxonomy places the organism in Eukaryota, Metazoa, Arthropoda, Arachnida, Trombidiformes, Tetranychidae. Bases 920 to 1456 code for a protein of 178 amino acids. The transcript has 2 exons.